Kalmanozyma brasiliensis GHG001 is the source of this 1725-nucleotide messenger RNA. RefSeq lists its product as uncharacterized. The transcript has a single exon. The coding region runs from base 1 to 1725 and encodes 574 amino acids. Gene Ontology annotation, cellular component: extrinsic component of mitochondrial inner membrane. The record is from RefSeq and is a predicted model, not a curated record. NCBI's taxonomy places the organism in Eukaryota, Fungi, Basidiomycota, Ustilaginomycetes, Ustilaginales.
AUGGCAGCGACGUCCCGGCACCUUUCCCACGCCAGCGGACUGGUCCGAUCGGCCGCUCCGCAGCGACUCCUGUCAGCAUCGUUCUUCAACUCGAAUCACGUCGCAUCAACCGCAACAUCACACCUCGGGCAGCACCGCACCCUCUUCGGCUUCUCGCUCUUCGGAGGCAAAAAGGACAAGCGCAAUGACCCGUUCUCUCUCCCACCGUGCGCGGCCAAGAAGCCGCUGAUAGCCCAGGACGACCUCUUCCACCCCUUCUCAAAGUCGCCCAUCCCCUCGAUCCGGGCGCGCGGCGAGCGCAUCCGUUCCCUCGCCCCCUGUCCCGUCAGCAUGUCCAAGUACAAAGUGCGUCGACUCGUCAACUUUGAAUGUCCCGAUUGCGGCUGGCCUACGCACUACAGCGAGAAGGAGUGGUCGGAAGACACCGAGCACGGCAAGUACGUCGCCCGUCUUCGCGAGUCCAACGAGGACGAGCACGACCUGCGCUCCGGCCGCGAGAUGUCCGAAUUCAAGCUGCCCGGCCCCCAGGGGUUCGAGGAGACCAUCAACAUGUCCAACUGGGACGUAUUCUUCUACACGCGCAACUUCAACUCGAUAGAAUCGGAUCGAAGCAGACGGCACGUCAGCAAGCUCUUGACGUUCCCAACGACAAUGGGCGCCGUGAUCCACGAAAACAGCCCGUACACCAAAAAGUCCAGGAGGUUGACUCACGAGGGGUUGAGGAGCAUGAUCGCACUCCGACAAACGCUGCAUCCCAAGGCAGGCGACAAGCCGUCGCUCGACAAGAUGCGCAUCUUUGUCGUGGGCGCGAGAGCCGAGUCGACACUCCCACCAGCCGUGUGGGAUCAGUUGACCUACAUGUUCCCCGGCGUGCCGUUCCAUCUGUUCCUCAUCGGACCCGAGGCGCAUAUUCCGAGCGAGAAGCAGGUGCAGAUGCAGGAGCGAGCGGGACCUGGGUCCGGAAGCAUCUCGAUGCACAAGGGCAGGGUCAGGAAGUCCAACUACGGCGUUCCUUCUCGGACGGUCGUCGUCUCCGAGGGUCUGACGGUGACGACCAUCCAGAGCAAGUACGAAGACAUUCAUGCGCAGCUCGAACCAUUCGAUGCAUACACGGAUGUCUUCUUCGCCUUCAGUCCCGGCUUCGGCUUCCCUUCGCAGAUUGCUGUCGAGGAAGCGGACAAAGCGAGGCAAGAAGAUCGCGAUCACGAAGCGCACUUUGCUCGGGCUAAGAGCACAUACAAUGCUACCGGAGCCUCCAUCGAGUCAACCGCACAAAGCGCAGCCGACAACGCCACCGCUCCACCACGUGCAGCCUACACAGUCGACGCGACCUCUUCACCGGAAGGCGGCGACAUUCCAUCAGAAGAGCCCGCGCCGGUGCUCGCCUCGCCCGACGGACACACCUUCACCGCCCUCACCGCCGCGCCCGUUGUGCAGGCGCAACGCGAAUGGGCCCGCGCUAUCGGCCAGAUCCUCUCCACCCGAUGUGCGCUCAUCGCCACCGGCUUCUCGCCCGCCGAUGUCGAGCGCGACGUGCUCGCCUUCGAGAGUGUCGAUGGUGUGAGGGGCGAAUUCGACUGGCUGAUCACCCCUGGUGAGAACGUCUUUGCGAGUCAACAGUGGGCUGUCGCGGACUUUGAUCCGAGAGUUGCGGUCAAGGCGAACUGGGGACUGUGGGCGGUCAGGGGCAAGAGGUACGAUAUUCAGGGCCCCACCGGCUACUAA